AUGAAAGUAGAAAGCGUUGUUGACAGAGAGUGUGUUGGUGAUGAGCACAUCAAAACUGAUAAGCAGCGUGAAGCUUUCAAUCGGUGGGCACACGGAUUUACACGUCAAGAUCAUCCUACUGUAGUCCAGGUUCUAUUAGAGAGUGGUAAAGACAAGGACAUCACAGGUGUCGAGAUGCCAAACCUAGUUUAUGUUUCGAGACAGAAAAGUAAAGCCUCACACCACCACUUCAAGGCUGGUGCUCUAAAUGUUCUGCUUCGAGUCUCGGCUGCCAUGACAAAUGCACCACUAAUCCUGACGUUAGACUGCGACAUGUAUUCAAAUGAUCCUAAUACUCCGGUUCAUAUGUUAUGCUUUAUGUUGGAUUCGAAAAUGUCAAAAUACCGUUAUGUUCAAUUCCCUCAACGCUUUCAUGGGAUUAAUAAGAACGACAUUUAUGGAGGUGAAAACAAACGUUUGUUUCAAAUAAAUCCAAUCGGUAUGGAUGGUUUAGCAGGAACCAAUUACGUAGGUACAGGGAGUUUUUUUCGUCGACGAGCUUUCUUUGGUGGGCCUUCGUCAUAUGUAUCCGCUGAAAAACCAGAACUAAACCCUAACCAUGUUGUUGAUAAGUCCAUUCAAUCAGAAGCAGUUCUGGAAAUGGCUCAAAGUGUAGCUAGCUGUGAAUAUGAAAAUGGUACCAAAUGGGGUUAUAAGAUGGGUUUCAGAUAUGGGUCACUAGUGGAAGACUAUUUCACAGGUUAUCAAUUGAAUUGUGAAGGAUGGGAUUCUGUAUUUCAUUCUCCGUCCCUUCCUUAUGGUGUAGAUGUGAUAGUGUGA
Papaver somniferum (opium poppy) is the source of this 819-nucleotide messenger RNA. Its product is annotated as cellulose synthase-like protein G3. NCBI's taxonomy places the organism in Eukaryota, Viridiplantae, Streptophyta, Magnoliopsida, Ranunculales, Papaveraceae. The transcript has 5 exons. Gene Ontology annotation, cellular component: plasma membrane; trans-Golgi network. Bases 1 to 819 code for a protein of 272 amino acids. The record is from RefSeq and is a predicted model, not a curated record. Gene Ontology annotation, biological process: cellulose biosynthetic process; plant-type primary cell wall biogenesis. Gene Ontology annotation, molecular function: cellulose synthase (UDP-forming) activity; mannan synthase activity.